CGUGAACCAAUCAGAUGAGGGUUGGCGUCUGCAUUAAGACCCUCACCAGUGUCACUUAUUCACAAUAUUGACUGAGAUGGAGAGGCCAAGACUUGCUCUUAUCGCACUCAUGUUUUUACUGUUUCAUCAGAAAUUAAUCUUUGGAGAAGAAGUGGAGAUGAAAGUCAGACCAGGAGACAACAUCACUCUCUACUGUGAUCGCUCUGUAACUCUUGGUUCUGUUGUUGUAUGGAUAAGAAACUGCUCUCAUGAAAGUCAACCUUCUCUCAUAAUAGAUUAUAAGAAACUGGAACUGGAGAUAUUUCAGCGAUUCAGCUUUAUCCACAACACCUAUAAUAAUUCUCAUGAUCUACAUAUCACUAAUAUCAGUGUCUCUGAUCUGGGACUGUACUACUGUGCAAAAGUAGAGAAAAAGGUAAAUCAAGAUGAAAAAGGCAUCCUCUCCCGGUCUGAGGUGUACUAUAAUGGAAACCAAACAACUCGUCUCUCUCUGGAAUUGACUUCCUGUUCUAAACCCUCUGCACCUCCUGACUGUCUGCUUUGCUGGACGCUGUUGUUCAGUGUGUGUCCGGUGUUUCUUCUCCUCUCCUCCAUAUGUGUGGUCUGCUUCUGUUGUAAGAAAACGACAGAUGCUGCGACAGAUCAGACAGAUAAGUUAAAAGGUAGAAAUACAGCUGAGUGCGUGGAUGAAGAGGUGUGUUAUGCAUCUUUAGAUGUGAUUACCAAGAGACAGAAACAACGCAAGACAAAGCGAGUGCAGAGUUCUGACUUCAGUACUUACGCUCAGGUCAGAACACAAACUGAAUAGACCUAAAACAGAACUGAGGUGGAUUCUGAAAAUUUCCAAACAUAAGAAAAGUUGCAGGUUUCAUUGUCAUGUAACAUCACAUCUAAUCAUACAAGGUAGAGGACUUUUUACUAUUACAUUUGAAUGUAAAAUAUGUAAUUCCAAACUUGGAUACUUUUUUCACAUGAUUUUUUUUUAUCAUCUAAUAAAUUCAAACACGUAAUUUUGUUAUUCUGGUACUGUUGGAGUGCAAGGGUUUUUGUUUUUUUACCUCUAAUAAAAGUGCUUUAGUACAGUCUUUGUGGACACACAGUGAUGAUCUAAAUAACAGGAUGUGGUUUCCUUUGUGAAGUGAUGCUUAUUUUAAAGUGUUUAUUUCUCUUAAACUGAAUGACUGCAAAAUUUAUCUAACCCAGUUUUUCAAUUUAGCCCAAUUUCCAUAAAGCACACUCCAUGCUGAUUAGGAAAGUGUGUUUGGAUAACAGCUUGUGACAAGCAAACAGACUUAAAUUCUUAAAACUUAAAAAAAGAAAAAAAUUCAGAUGCCCACUUUAGAUCCUUCUCAUUAGUAAUAUACAUUCAUUUUCUUAUUUUUAUUUAUUUCCUUUAGAAAUGUGCAUUAGAUCUGUCUGGUUGCUAAUUGUGCAUAAUUUUUUGGAAUAGUUAAAUCAAAUUAAAAUAAAAGCAAAUUUGAAUCAAAUAUUCAAAGCAUCAGAGUUUCUCUUCAAAGGGUUUUUACUCAGUCACACUGUGUUUUUCUCAAGAAAGGGUCUUGU
Messenger RNA from Cyprinus carpio (common carp), 1563 nucleotides. RefSeq lists its product as uncharacterized. Lineage: Eukaryota; Metazoa; Chordata; Actinopteri; Cypriniformes; Cyprinidae. Gene Ontology annotation, biological process: response to bacterium. The record is from RefSeq and is a predicted model, not a curated record.